Molecule: messenger RNA, 762 nt
Organism: Micromonas commoda
Lineage: Eukaryota; Viridiplantae; Chlorophyta; Mamiellophyceae; Mamiellales; Mamiellaceae
Exons: 1
Coding region: 36-734 (232 amino acids)
Source: RefSeq, a predicted model, not a curated record
ACCACCCAGGCGGAUUCUACGAUUCCAAGAAGGACAUGACCUUUCGCGAAAUUGUCAAAAACUCGCCCCGAGCGUACGCAGCUUCGUUCAAGACGGACCAGAAGCGGAUCGACCUCCCGACGGACAAGUUUCAGAAGGGAUCGACCGACGUGCUCUACAACCCAAGAAACGGCACGUUCACCGAAAUAUUGGCGAAGAAGGGUAACUUCUCGGUGAUGAACUCGAAGGUGAAGAGGAGCGCGUUCACGGAAGCCAGGUUCAAGCAGGGUAACGGCCCGGACGUCUUCUACGACGUCCACCGCGGUACGUUUGCGGAGGACCUGAACAAAUCGCCUCGGGGAUACUCAGCCGCGUUCAAGACGACGCAGAAACGCAUAGACGAUAGCAGGGAUAGGUUCAAGCAAGGCAGCGUGGACAUCAUGUACGAUGCUAAGGACCCGAGGUACGCGAUGCCCGCGUACAAAACGAGACCGCAGGUGGCGGCUUUCGGGUCUUCGAUGCCGCGGAUAAAGCCGCGGCGGGAGCCGAAGGUGAUUAAGGAUGGCGGGACUAGGAGGGGAUCGAGAUCAGGGUCAAACGUGGGGACAACCUCUCCGAAAAGCGUGGGGAAUAGAACCCCGAAACGAGUGGCGAACGAUACACCGAAAAGCAUCGGGGACGAAACGUUGUGGAAGACACGAAGCAGCUUGUCAGAGUGGUCGGAGCCGGCGAUGCCCGACACGCCCGACCAAUAGAUCUGAAUGUUGAUGUCAUUUCACAAUU